CCCAAAAUAGAUUCACUCCCUCGCCUCUCGAGCGCUCACGAGACGUGUCUUUUUAUUUUCUCGCCUCUCUCGAAAACCCACUCACCCAAGCGGGGGAGGAAAAAAAGCCCACUCAAUCUUUUCCUCAGUCUCAAUACAAACAAUGAAGAUGAAAGCUACACCCCCAUACCUCCUCUUCGUCUUCCUCCUCCUUAUCGGAGCUCCGAUAAGCAAAGCGGGCGGCCCAAUAAAAACCGUCGUGGUCCUCGUAAUGGAGAACCGAUCCUUCGACCACAUGCUCGGCUUCAUGAAGCGCCUCAACCCCGAAAUCAACGGCGUCACCGGAUCCGAAUCCAAUCCAACCUCAACCUCGGACCCGAACUCCACCCGGGUCUACUUCAAAGAUGGGGCCCACUACGUCGACCCGGAUCCGGGCCACUCCUUCCAAGCAAUCCGAGAGCAGAUCUUCGGGUCCAACGACACGUCAGCGUCGCCGCCGCCGAUGAACGGGUUCGUCCAGAAUGCCGUUUCGAUGGGGGCCGACAUGCCGGAGGCCGUUAUGAACGGGUUUCGGCCCGAGAUGGUGGCGGUUUAUAAGGAGUUGGCGUCGGAGUUUGCGGUUUUCGAUCUGUGGUUCGCGUCGGUGCCGGCGUCGACGCAGCCCAAUCGGAUGUAUGUGCAUUCUGGGACGUCGCAUGGGGCAAUGAGCAACGAUCCUGCCGCGCUAGUAAAAGGAUUUCCUCAAAGAACAAUAUUUGAGAACCUGGAUGAUGCAGGACUCUCCUUCGGUAUUUAUUACCAAAAUGUCCCCGCAGUUCUCUUCUACCGCAAUCUUCGCAAGCUCAAAUACAUAACAAAGUUCCACUCCUACGAUGACUCAUUCAAAUCCCACUGCCAAAAGGGAUCUCUCCCAAACUACGCAGUCAUUGAGCAAAGGUACAUGGACUCUAGAAGCAAGCCUGCCACAGAUGAUCACCCUUCACAUGACGUUUAUCAAGGACAAAUGUUUGUUAAAGAGGUUUAUGAAGCACUUAGAGCUAGUCCUCAGUGGAAUGAAACACUGUUGAUUAUUACUUAUGAUGAGCAUGGUGGGUUUUAUGAUCAUGUGCCUACUCCAGUGAAGGGUGUGCCGAGCCCUGAUGGGAUUAUUGGUCGUGAACCUUAUUAUUUUGAGUUUGAUAGGCUGGGAGUUAGGGUUCCUACGAUUAUGGUGUCGCCUUGGAUUGAGAAGGGUACCGUUGUUCAUGGUCCGAAUGGUGUACCAACUCAAACUUCUGAGUAUGAACAUUCAUCUAUACCUGCAACAAUGAAGAAAAUUUUCGAUCUUCAAGCACCAUUUCUUACAAAGAGAGAUGCUUGGGCUGGAACUUUUGAGGGCAUUCUGCAAACAAGGACUGAACCUAGAACUGACUGUCCAGUCCAACUCCCAACUCCUGUACAAAUCCGAAAAGCUGAGGCAAAUGAGGAAGCAAAGCUAAGCGAAUUCCAACAGGAGCUCGUGCAACUUGCUUCAGUCCUCAAUGGAGAUCAUCUGUUAACAAAUUUCUUCGACAAAGUAAUUAAACAGAUGAAUGUUAGAGAAGGACUAAGUUACAUGGAGAAUGCAGUUAAAAGAUUCUUUGAAGCUGGCUAUUCUGCUAAGAGAUUGGGUGUCAAUGAUGAGCGCGUUGUUAAAAUGAGACCUUCGCUUACUUCAAGGUCUUCAUCUUCUGCUGUUCAUCCUUAGAAGUAGGGAUGAUGAAUGAUAUCAUAAGAAAUGUUGUAAAUCGCUCUCUCUCAAUAUAUAAUAAAAUUUGCAGCCAAUAUUGUGCUGUCCAUAUA
Messenger RNA from Asparagus officinalis (garden asparagus), 1800 nucleotides. Its product is annotated as non-specific phospholipase C2. Bases 143 to 1705 code for a protein of 520 amino acids. Gene Ontology annotation, biological process: phospholipid catabolic process. Lineage: Eukaryota; Viridiplantae; Streptophyta; Magnoliopsida; Asparagales; Asparagaceae. The record is from RefSeq and is a predicted model, not a curated record. Gene Ontology annotation, molecular function: hydrolase activity, acting on ester bonds. The transcript is spliced from 4 exons.